CAUUCGCGGGGUAUGUUGUGUACUGUUGUGACCGUUUGCCCCAUCUCCGUGUGUAGUCGUGUAUUUCGAAUAUACGUGUGGACAGUUUUUCCGCUGCGGAGCGAGUCCUUUCCACACCCGUAGGGGAUUUGCGUGUUCUGAAAGAUCGAUUCCUCAAAGGAAUAGCCGCGUAAUCCACGUGGAUUUUCGCUCAUCCUCGCGCACGUUGUGGAAUUAAUUGGAUGCGCGGGAUUGACUCGAUGUUGGUGUGUCUCAUUUUUGUUUAAUGAUUUUGUCGAUUCAAACAAAGCGUAACGGAGCGCGUUGGAUGGUAAUUGCAAUAGAAAACCCCAAAUUGGUCAAUGCCACUCCUGUUUAUUAUUUAUUAAUCGUUUGAUGACUCGCAAUGAGGGAGAAGUGAUUAAACUUGAGACGAGUAAGACAGCGGAUCAAAGCCCCCCACACAAUCACCGCUAAGCCAACAACGGGGGGAAAAGCAACAGCCCGAAAGAAAAUCUGUGUUUAUGGAUCUCUUUCCCAAGAGAAGCGAAAACAAAAAAAAAGUAUUAUCUAUUUGAAUUAUACGGCUGGCAAUUAAAAAUUCAGUGAUCUUUAAGUUCGACCAUCGUAAAUCACACCCAACAGCGUCAAACAAUACUCCGCCUGCUAUCGGGCGCGUAUGAAGGCGGAAAUAAGCCAGCCCAGCUUGUUCAACAAAUAGUUAAUCAAUUUCGGUGGCAAUAAAAUAGAGAAAAAAAAACCAACUGAUCCUAAUCAGUUUCUGCCGGUUCCAAGCUCCUCGUAGUUGGGCCAAGCUCAAUCAACAAGUGCAUGUGCCUUAACUAGUCCGUGGAUAGUGAUCGUAAAACGUAAAUAAGCUUGACUUAACCCUCGGUUGCCGAUCGUUGACCUUAAGGAGGAAAUUGGAGGAAGAAGGAAAAUUAAGUCGCCACCAGAAGUGUACGACGGAUAUGUGGCGACGGCGGAAGUGAUUUACUAGUGAACCAAUACGUGAAACUGUUUGCCAAGAAGAUAGCUCUGUGAUCUGUAGGUGGUAGCCGUUAGAAGAAAGGUGUUGAAAUUGUGUGAAAAUUUGAUCCCACCAACCAAAAAAAUCAUCCUAUAUGGUAAUGGCGGAGAUCGGUGGCCCAUUGGCGCACCAGUUGAACCCCUUGCAGAACCACCGGGGAGGUCUAGUGCAGCCGUCGCUGGUGAUGAACCAUCACCUCGACCCGCUGGACAACGGAGGGGGAACGUGCCAUGCGCCCAAUAUACUUCCAAACACUUCCUGUCCCUACAAGUCACCAGAUCAACAACAGCAACAAUCCCAACCACAGCAACGCUUCGUGAGCAAAGAACAAACAGAAAAGGAACGGCUCUCGCUCUGCGUCGGCUGUGGUGGUCAGAUUCACGACCAGUACAUCCUGCGAGUUGCACCGGAUCUCGAGUGGCACGCGGCCUGCCUCAAGUGCCAAGAAUGCCGACAAUUCCUAGACGAAAGUUGUACCUGCUUCGUGAGGGACGGCAAAACGUACUGUAAACGAGAUUAUGUUAGGUUAUUUGGUACCAAAUGUGAUAAAUGUGGAAGCUCCUUUAGUAAAAACGACUUUGUGAUGCGGGCCAAAACGAAAAUCUACCACAUAGAAUGCUUUCGAUGUUCCGCCUGCACGAGACAGUUGAUACCGGGUGACGAAUUUGCGUUACGAGACGGAGGUGCCCUGUACUGUAAGGAGGAUCACGACCACCUAGAAAAGUCCAACCAAACCAGUCUGAUACAGAGUGUAGAACCAAACAACAACAUUAGCAGUAAUACCAAUCAGAACAGCAACAGUAAUAAUAACAACAACACUAGUAUAAGCAAUAACAACAACUCGAGUGAGCUGGGGUCGAUGUCGGAUUCCGGCAGCGAGUCGGGCUCGCACAAAAGUAUGCGCGGUAAAGGACCCUCCGGGCCGUCGGACGGCAAGCCAACCCGGGUGCGGACGGUGCUCAACGAGAAACAACUGCACACCUUAAGAACCUGCUACAAUGCCAACCCACGGCCGGAUGCACUGAUGAAGGAACAGCUGGUGGAGAUGACCAACCUGUCGCCACGUGUCAUUCGAGUGUGGUUCCAGAACAAGCGGUGUAAAGACAAGAAGAAGACGAUCCAGAUGAAACUGCAGAUGCAACAGGAGAAGGAAGGUCGUAAACUCGGUUACGGUAUGCAGGGAAUCCCAAUGGUUGCCAGUUCCCCGGUACGGCAUGAUUCUCCGCUGAACAUGCAUGGACUGGAAGUAACCGCCUAUCAGCCACCGUGGAAGGCCCUUUCGGACUUUGCGCUGCACUCGGACCUGGACAGCAACGGUGCAAUCAACACCCACACACCUGCGUUCCAGCACCUAGUCAAUCAGAUGCACGGCUACGACGUCAGUGGCGGUGGUGGGAUGCAGCAGAUGCCCCAGCAAGGCCAGGGUCCACCGAUUACCUCCCACAUGGACAUUAGUGGCCACCACCCGGACAGUACCGAUUCGUACGUGACAUAUCUGGAAAGCGACGACAGCAUGCACGAUAGCCCGUAGGCUCAUUUUCCUCCUCCAUCAAAAACAGAAAUUGCUUUCAACCUGUUGUCGAAGGUUGUUGUACCUUAAGGAUUCAGUUCAGUUUCUCGCUCGCGGUUCCUAAAAGACCAUCGCAAUUUUUUUUCAGUGCAGAUAUAGGGUGGCAACACUUAAGUUUCGGUUACGAUUUCUAAUCCUAAGUUCCACAUGCAUGCAAAGAUAUUAUUUUAAUUUAUUUGAAACAGAGAGAUUGUUUUCUGUUGGUAGCCUCACAAAUCUAGCCAAUCGUACUUUAUCGUUUUAAUUUGUUUUAACGAAUCUUAUAAUUUUCCCUGUAAAUAGUGUAUCAUAGCAGAAAAAUGGUGAAAUUGACGAAACAAGCACAUCAGUUGGGCAUUUUCCUCUCACUGACAGUUAGCAUAAUCAAAUUCAAAGUUACAAUGGUCUCCUUAAGUGUUAAGGUUUUAAUUUGUAAAUCAAUUCACCUCCUGUGUAAAUAACUUUUAUAAUUUAUUAGACUUAUAUGGAGCAUACAAGAAUGAUACAACCUACAAAUAGAAAGAGCGAAAAGAAAUAGUAGAGUUAAAAGAAUCAAACUUAUUUAAGUUUUAUCAAGCAACCAAUAUUGAAAUGUAGGGAAAUUGAUUGUAAAAUAGAAAUGGAUCACUUUUGAGAUUUAAUAACGCAAGAUUCGCAACCCAAAAAUGAAAAGCAAAAAAAAAAUGUAAACAGAAGCAAAAUUGUAUGAUAUAAUACUACGAUUGAAUGGAAGAAUAAACUAGACCGAUUAAAAA
Molecule: messenger RNA, 3313 nt
Organism: Ochlerotatus camptorhynchus
Lineage: Eukaryota; Metazoa; Arthropoda; Insecta; Diptera; Culicidae
Gene: tup
Product: LIM1_Isl and LIM2_Isl domain-containing protein tup
Exons: 9
Coding region: 1104-2540 (478 amino acids)
Biological process (GO): positive regulation of transcription by RNA polymerase II; neuron fate specification; axonogenesis
Molecular function (GO): DNA-binding transcription factor activity, RNA polymerase II-specific; DNA binding
Source: RefSeq, a predicted model, not a curated record